Mesocricetus auratus (golden hamster) is the source of this 2328-nucleotide messenger RNA. RefSeq names its product muscle M-line assembly protein unc-89-like. The record is from RefSeq and is a predicted model, not a curated record. Gene Ontology annotation, biological process: protein localization to heterochromatin; negative regulation of DNA-templated transcription; negative regulation of gene expression, epigenetic. Gene Ontology annotation, cellular component: nucleoplasm. The coding region runs from base 69 to 2186 and encodes 705 amino acids. The transcript has a single exon. Lineage: Eukaryota; Metazoa; Chordata; Mammalia; Rodentia; Cricetidae.
GGGCAGACACCUGCCUUCACGGGAUUCAGUGGCAGCGGGGGAACAUAGUGGCUUCCACUAGAGAUGAAAUGUGGUCUAAGGGAAGAUAUGACUACAAACGUCGUCUAAGAGAACGAGCUUCCCCCUGGAGCUACUCCAGUGAUGACUACCAUAGAGUAGAUAAUGUUGUGCCAAAGAGACCACCUCUGCCCGACAAGAGAACGCCUGUGUGGGACAUGAGAUCGCUUCUGCGAGACAUGAGACAACCUCUGCGAGACAUGAGAUCGCCUCUGUGGGGCAAGAGAUCGCCUGUGCGAGACAUGAGAUCGCCUCUGCCGGGCAAGAGAUCGCCUGUGUGGGGCAAGAGAUCGCCUCUGCCGGGCAAGAGAUCGCCUGUGCGGGGCAAGAGAUCGCCUCUGCCGGGCAAGAGAUCGCCUGUGCGAGACAUGAGAUCGCCUCUGCCGGGCAAGAGAUCGCCUGUGCGGGGCAAGAGAUCGCCUCUGCCGGGCAAGAGAUCGCCUGUGCGAGACUUGAGAUCGCCUCUGCGGGGCAAGAGGUCGCCUCUGCUGGGCAAGAGAUCGCCUGUGCGAGACAUGAGGUCGCCUCUGCGGGGCAAGAGAUUGUCUCUGCGAGACAUGAGGUCGCCUCUGCGGGGCAAGAGAUCGCCUGUGCGAGACAUGAGAUCGCCUCUGCGGGGCAAGAGAUCGCCUCUGCGAGACAUGAGGUCGCCUGAGCGAGACAUGAGAUCGCCUGUGCGAGACAUGAGGUCGCCUCUGCGAGACAUGAGGUCCCCUGAGCGAGACAUGAGGUCGCCUCUGCUGGGCAAGAGAUCGCCUGUGCGAGACAUGAGAUCGCCUCUGCGGGGCAAGAGAUCGCCUGUGCGAGACAUGAGAUCGCCUCUGCGGGGCAAGAGAUCGCCUCUGCGAGACAUGAGGUCCCCUGAGCGAGACAUGAGGUCGCCUGAGCGAGACAUGAGGUCGCCUGAGCGAGACAUGAGAUCGCCUGUGCGAGACAUGAGAUCGCCUCUGCGGGGCAAGAGAUCGCCUCUGCGAGACAUGAGGUCGCCUGAGCGAGACAUGAGAUCGCCUGUGCGAGACAUGAGGUCGCCUCUGCGAGACAUGAGGUCGCCUGAGCGAGACAUGAGAUCGCCUGUGCGAGACAUGAGGUCGCCUCUGCGGGGCAAGAGAUCGCCUCUGCGGGGCAAGAGAUCGCCUCUGCGGGGCAAGAGAUCGCCUCUGCGAGACAUGAGGUCGCCUGAGCGAGACAUGAGAUCACCUCUGUGCGACAAGAAACCGCCUGCGCUAGACAUGAGAUCACCUGUGAGAGACAUGAGACCACCUAAGCUAGCCAGACCUGAUGAAAGAGGCUACAGUAGUCAUGUUGAUUACCGAGAACGUGACGAGGGCGCCAGGUUUUCUCAUGAUCAAAGAAGUGACCGAUCUCACAGAGAUGAUUCUGUUUACAGACGCACAAGAGGUGAUCAUUUCACAAGGCGACAGCCUGAAUACAGGCACAUGAGAAAUGGCUUUGGAAGAAAAAGUUUCUACUCUUCCCAUUCAAGAGAACGGUCUUUCCAUAAAAGGCACGCUGUAGGCCGGAAGGAUGCCCCACACGGGAGAUCUGACUCCAGUCUUAGCACCAUACGCUCCUUCCAUCAGUCUCGGUACAGAAGUAAAGAGAGUUCCAUCCAGUCUUUGAAAACAUCAAGAGAUACUUCAUCCUCAAGUUCCUCAGCAGUUUCUUCAUCCAAGGUGUUAGACCAACCUAGCCGGCUGACUGAGAAGGAACUGACUGAGUCUGCCAGGAAGAGGGCUAAUGAAAAGCCAGAGAAGGAAGAUGAAAAUAACUUGAUUGAGAUUUCCGAGUUUGAGAGUGAAUCCACGGCACCCUUAUUUGUCGACCAGACAGAAGAACCCGAGUCGAACACAACAGAUGGCACAGAAUUGUGUGAAGACAGCCAGCUCAACAGUCGCUCUAAAGCAAUCACUUCAAAAAUUAAAGAGAUUGAGCAGGCUUACCGACAAGACUUUGAAACUUUCGGGAUGGUGGUGCAAAUGCUGGUUGAACAAGACCCUUCAUUAGAAAAACCGAUACAGUUUGCAUUGAGGCAAAAUUUGCAAGAAAUGGGUGAGAGAUGUGUUGAAGAGCUCAAAUGUUUCAUUGCUGAGUAUGAUAAAUCUACUCAAGAUUUUGGAGACCCUUCUUAGAAGAAAAAAAUUUUUAAAAGCUUCUAGAUUUUUUCUCCUUUGAUUGAUUAAAUCCUUACUAUUUUGUGAUGAAGAGAAAUACUUUAUGAUAACUGACCACAUUUCUAGUAUCAAAUAAACAUCAACGUUUAAUUAGUAAUAA